CAGUUUCACGCUAGUAUUAUUCCGAGCGCAGCGAGCAAGGAGAGCUCAAUAGCCAGCACCUUUCGAUUGCGAUCGCGUCGUCCCACCAACCAUCCACCGCUAAAAGUUGUGCAAAUUUAAAACAUCGCCGCAGAUUACCCACUGCUACCGAUUGUAAACAAUUGAAUUGUGAUUAAACACAGUGCGCAAAAUAAAAAUAAAGUGUUUUUAAACUUUUGAUUAUUUGGAAACAAAAAAAGUUGAAGUUUGUGAAAGUGUUUUUGCAAAGUUUGAAACUUUAUGCAGAUUUAUCUGUGUGCAUCAUUUUGACUAAUUGAGUCAAUGAAUUAAGAAGAAGUGGAGUGGACCAUACCGAAAAUGGUAGGAUUCUACAACGAGACGGUCAUUCCGAUCCAACUGUCGUCGACUGUGGCCGAUGAAGAGUUAGUCAAACGCCUCUUCUGCAGUCCAGAUCUACCGAUACCUUCCGGUUUACCUCAAAACGCACCUCCAGCGAUUCGUCCCUUGGCAUCAUCCCCGAGCUCGACUUCCUCCGAAGGCAACCUGCAGUGCACGCUGUGUGACAAAAUGUUCUCGAGCAAAUCAUCCUACCAAGCGCAUCAGCGUACACACGCGAAGGAAACCGAAGAUCCUUACCGGUGCAACAUCUGCUCGAAAACCUUCGCGGUGCCCGCUCGUUUAACACGUCAUUACCGAACACACACCGGCGAGAAACCUUUCCGAUGUGAGUUCUGCAACAAGUCCUUCAGCGUCAAAGAGAACCUCAGCGUACACCGGCGCAUUCACACCAAGGAGCGUCCGUAUAAAUGUGAUGUGUGCUCGCGCGCCUUCGAGCACUCUGGCAAACUGCAUCGUCACAUGCGCAUCCACACUGGCGAACGUCCGCACAAGUGCACCGUAUGCGCAAAGACCUUUAUACAAUCCGGUCAGUUGGUCAUCCACAUGCGUACGCACACUGGUGAGAAGCCCUACGUAUGCACUGUGUGCCAAAAAGGUUUUACCUGCAGUAAACAACUCAAAGUCCACAGCCGUACGCACACAGGAGAAAAACCAUACUCCUGUGAGAUAUGCGGUAAGAGUUUCGGUUACAAUCAUGUCCUGAAACUCCACCAGGUGGCGCACUACGGUGAGAAAGUUUACAAAUGUACAAUUUGUAAUGAUACCUUCACGUCCAAGAAAAACAUGGAGGCGCACAUCAAGAGUCAUUCCGAGAAUUCCGCACCUGCAGUGAGUGCAAGUCCAUCCCCACCACCAGUUGUUGCAACUCCACCUCAAUCAACCUCGCCGUCGAGCAUAGAUUCCUAUUCGUCAUUCUCGAGCACCAGCAGUACCUCCAGCGACAAGGAGAAUAGAGACAUGCCUUUGAACCUCACACACAUCCCCAUUGCUGAGGCACCCGUCAGUUAUGAACAGGACAUUCGUUACUAUCUCUAUUCCCGUGGAGAUAGAUAUCCACCGGCUUCAGGUGUGGAAUUGCUUGCUGCGGCUGCAAGCGCACGCGAACGCGUCCAGGAAGUCUCCUCGAACUCCAAUGACGAAGCACCUGAAUCCCUCGCAGUGUUGAAUCUUAUCUCACGUGGAUCCCAGGAUGUCGUCGCUGCGAUGCGCCAAUGCCCGUCUUAUUUCGGCGUUCCAACUUUAUCCUACGAAGGAGUUCAACCACUGAACGCUGGGGAUGACAUCCGACGUCGCGUGGAGGCUGCUCUUGCCGGAGCGGAACCCAUGCUGACUCCUCCGAGCAGUAAUCCUGUCUCACCAGCACCUUCGGUCACACCUGACCCUGAACUGUCACUACCGCCUAGGAAACGCUCGAAGAUGAUUCUGAAGUCGAUGGAAACCGAGGAGGAGGAACGGCGUAAUACUCCAUCGCCGAAGGAUCUUUCGCCGGUGCGUUACUCGUCGGUCAUUCAGUACGCACGAGCGUCGUAGUAAAACUGACAAUCCUUCGAGAAUCAUUGGCAAUAUAGGCAACCAAACUAAGCAGAGAAAACUCGUACUGAUAUGAAAAGACUAAUACGUACUAAAAGGGUGAGCGCGUUCUGUCAAAAAUAAAAAUUGCUGAAAACAUCAAGCGAAUUACUUAAAACCGCAUAUUUUGCGAAGCGCUUGAUGUUGUCAACGCACUCGCCCGCAUUAUUAUUAAUAAUUUAAUUUACAAUUAGCGUGGAUUAGCCACAAAGUCGAAAACGUAGCGAAUCUGUGUGUGAUCGUGUGUAAAUGAAGAAAACAAACACCAAAUUCUAUGAAAUUGUGUGAAUUUGAAUGAAUGCGUUUUAUAUACAUAUGCAAUUUAGUCUGAACGAAAGAGUUAUGCGUAGAGUACGAGUGAAUUGUAUGCAUAUUAUUAUUCGCCUAGUUGUGUAAAAUUUUUGUUUCUGUGAUAAGACAUGACGAUUACCUCAUUGCAGUGCCUAGGGCGAAACUAAAACCAGCCGGUUUUAACUUAAAAUCAGCCCGAGCAAUACAAAAAAAAGAAAGAAAGUUUAAAACCUAAAAAAAAGAAAACUAUGUAAUAUUGUAGGUAUCUACUAAAAUAACCCGAAUGAAUGUUACAAAUACGCAUAUAGAAGAUUUAAGCGCACUGUCAUCGUUGUACUAGCAUCUAUUACGUUACUUCGUAGGUAAUUUAAGCGAAAGAAACACGUUACAUUAAGCAAAUGAAUACAUUAACAACAUUUUCACGUUGUAUAUAGCUCAUCGUUCAUAUUUACCCACCUAGCAAAUAACACAAGUGUCAUUGUAAAACUCUCAUACCUCAUGCGACUCAUGGAAUACAUAAAUGCAUUAAUAUUAUUACCUAGAGAUAGCUAAGCAACGUGCAAAACAAUGAAACCAUAACUAUAACACUAAACACUAAAUUAAUUAUUAUAAUUAUUAUUGUAUCGUAUGUUGUUUUAUCUUUCUGUUUGUUUAUAUACUAUGGAUAUCCCUUUAUAUAUGAUUAUUAUUAUAAAAAUGAUGCACAUGAUGAAUUCUGUUGCAACAAAAUGAUGAAAAAAUAUCAAACUAUCAAAUUGAAAUUGAUUGAUUGACUGAAUAUAAUAAAAUAAAAUUAUUAAAGUAAAAAAA
Messenger RNA from Dalotia coriaria, 3069 nucleotides. It is a transcript of the gene Kr-h1, whose product is annotated as Krueppel homolog 1-like. The transcript has 2 exons. Lineage: Eukaryota; Metazoa; Arthropoda; Insecta; Coleoptera; Staphylinidae. The record is from RefSeq and is a predicted model, not a curated record. Gene Ontology annotation, biological process: regulation of transcription by RNA polymerase II. Gene Ontology annotation, molecular function: DNA-binding transcription factor activity, RNA polymerase II-specific; RNA polymerase II cis-regulatory region sequence-specific DNA binding. The coding region runs from base 358 to 1929 and encodes 523 amino acids.